CAGAAAUUUGAGUCAGAAACAGACCAAAGGAUUGUUUUUAUAUAAAGAUUUGUUGUUCUUUCAUUGAUAUAAAUUUUACUUUUUAGAACUGUACCGAAAAUAUAAUGAUUGAAGCAUGUAUCAUAUAAAUUGUUUUUAGAUGAAAGAUAAAUCCCCACAUACCGAUACAAUGGGUAUAAUGUAUGAAAAGCGGCCCCUAAAAAGGCCUCGGUUGGGGCCUCCAGAUGUGUACCCACAAGAACCACGACAAAAAGAGGACGAGCUCACGUCUGCCAACGUAAAACAUGGAUUCACAACAACUCCGCAAUCAAAUGAUGAAUUUGGGACAGCGCGUAAUUUUAAUUACUCUGCCUCAAAAAUUGGACAAUUCUUUUCUGGAAUCUUAUCUAAAAAAGAAGAACUAAAUACAUUACCUGACUGUGGUAGAAAAAGGCAGCAAGUCAAUCCUAAAGAUAACUUUUGGCCAGCUACUGCCAGAACAAAACCACAGAUUGAAGCUUGGUUUAAAGAUUUAGCAGGAAGCAAACCUCUAUCUCAGCUCGCUAAGAAAGCACCAAAUUUCAACAAAAAAGAAGAAAUAUUUAUUACAUUAACGGAAUACCAAGUAGCAAUGCCAAGAGCUGCUUGGUUUAUCAAACUCAGUUCUGCAUAUACCGUUGCAGUAUCUGAGGCAAAGAUUAAGAAAAGACAGCUCCCUGACCCAACGACUGAAUGGACGACAACAUUGAUAAAGUUCCUAAAAGAUCAGAUACCAAAGCUUGCGGAAUAUUACCAGAGUGCAGUACCGGGCAAUAUUUCUGAUAAGACUCCACCAUCACAAUCAGGUCAAGGUACUCCUAGUCACAAUUCUUCCGGCAACAUGCCUGGAGGAUCAACACCAAACAGCUCAACAGUACCAAAUUCUAUGCAUUCACCUGGAAAUUCUAGUGGACUCGGUUCCUCAACACCCAAUUCAAAUGAAAGCACUGACUGGAGACAAGCACUGCGACAGUGGAACUAUUGCUGCCGGCUGGCUCGUUAUCUCUUGGAUGAGGGUCUACUUGACAGACAUGAUUUUCUUACAUGGAUAAUUGAAUUACUCGAUAAAAGAGCACCUGAUGAUGGACUCUUGCGAUUGUUCCUGCCCUUGGCAUUGCAGCACAUGAGCGAAUUUGUAUGCUGUGAAGGUUUGUCUCGGCGCCUAGCUACGUCGUGUGCAAAAAAAGCUGCUGCGAUAUGUUCAGUGCUGUCUGAUACAACUCUAAGAGCACUCAAUCAGCCUAUUGUAUUUAACAAGAACCCCGAUAAGAAUGGAGACACCAAUGGAGCUCCGAUGUCCCCUACAAAUGAAACCAAUGGAGAUGUAAAGCCAAAUGUCUCACAAAUAAAACGGUCUGCAACACCAGCAGAUCCUAAUCACGGUACUCCUAAUCCAAACCACUCCCUUGGAACUCCGAAUCCCAAUCAUUCUCUUGGAACUCCCAAUCCCUUAGGGACGCCUAAUCCUCAACAACCAAUGGACGUUCAAGUGAAGGAAGAGGCAGGGUCCCCACCGAGAGAUACAAAAACUACACUAACAACAGUGAUAGCAUCAUCACUGAAUCCCGUUCAAGUGGGAUUUGGAGAGAUACUUAACUGCGCAUAUCACAGAGAUGUAAUAAUACAGCUUGCUACGAUCUUGCAGAUAAUCUGUAUCGAGUGUCCGACGGCGCUAGUGUGGUCGGGCUGCGGCUCGUCGCUGCAGGGCUCCCCGCUCGACCUGCUCCCGCUGCCGCCCUCCGCGCUGCCCAUGCCUAUGAUGGACUCCGCCGUCACCGAGCACCACCGGCGAAUGGUUUAUGAAGCGGAACAAGAAAUUUCAGCACGAAGCAAGAAAGCAGAGAGCAAGUGGUGUACAGACAAAUGGCAGACCAGCUCACAAGCUCGAGUUCUGGCAGUUCUUGAAGCUUUGGACAGGCACAGCUUCGAUCGAGUCGAUCCGAAUAACAACUUGGACACCUUGUACAAGGAGGUGUUCGCCAACUGCACUCCGACCAAUAAAGAUGGCAACCCUGAUCCUAAAGAUCCGGAGUGGGCGUGCUCGUACGCCGUGGUGCGCGUGCUGUGCGAGUGGGCCGUGUGCGGCGCGCGCUGGGGGGAGCACCGCGCCAUGGCGGCCGCGGCGCUGCUCGACCGGCGGCAGCACCACCACCACCACCACGACCAUCAGGGAUCCGACGAUAAGGAGUCGAUAAGUUCUGGCACAGGUCUCUACAACGGACCUCCGAUUUUCCAAAAUUUGCUGCUACGUUUUUUGGACAAUGAUGCACCAAUUUUGGAUGAAAGUCCGAACGCACCGCCGGGCAACAGGCAACAAUUCGCAAAUCUAGUGCAUUUAUUCGGUGAACUGAUACGACGCGAUGUGUUCUCCCACGACGCGUACAUGUGCACUCUCAUAUCAAGAGGCGACCUGAUAUCCCCCACGGAGCCCACGUCGUCCGCGGCGCCGCACACAGUGGCGCCGCCAGCCAGCAGCGCGCCCGCCGCGCACAACAUGGACGACGACAUCUUCGCCGGCAUCGACCUCAAAUCCAAAAUGGAGGAGAACGUUCGAAUGGAUCUCGACGACUCCAAAAUAGACGACGAUCUUGAUAAACUGCUGCAGCACAUCAAGGAAGAUCAGCAAAAUUCGAUGGAUGCACCAGAUAGUCCGAAGGAUCCUGGAGAACCAUCGCAUAGUGUAAACUCACCAAUGAUGGGAGCGAGUGGAAUGAGUAUACCGGGAAUGCAAUCAAUCGGAAUGGGUCCAAUGUCCGUACCAGGCAUGCGCUCGUCGAGCUCGACCGGCGGCGGGGGCGGCGGCGCGGUGUCCCGCCACUACCACUACACCAUGCACUUCGCGCUGCCCCCCACCGAGCCCGAGCACACGCCGCACGACGCCAACCAGAGACACAUCCUGCUCUACGGCGUCGGCCGCCAGCGGGACGACGCCAAGCAUGCCGUCAAGAAGAUGACGAAAGAGAUCUGCAAAUUGUUCUCAAAAAAGUUCUCCAUCGACGUCGCCGAGGGGGGUAAAAUUAAAAAGCACUCCCGCAGCGAAUUUAACUUCGAAGCCGUGACUCAUAAAUUUCAGGCGAUGUCGAUGUACGAGCAAGGCGCGGUGUCGUGGGCGGUGGGCGGCGCGGUGUGCGAGGCGCUGGCCGCCUACGCCGCGGGCGCCACCACCUACCUGCCGCAGCCCGAGCACGUCGCCUUCGCGCUCGACCUCAUGGAGAUCGCGCUCAACGUGCACGGCCUCAUCGAGACCUGCAUACAGAUCCUCAAGGAGCUGUCGGAGGUAGAGGCGGCGCUGCUGUCCCGCGGCGCCCCUAUCAGCGGGCUGGCGGCUCCGCGCGCCUACACCUCUGCGCUGGCGCUCUACACAGUCGGAGCGCUCCGGAGAUACCACUCCUGCUUGUUGUUGUGCGUGGAGCAGACGUCGGCGGUGUUCGAACAGCUGUGCCGCCUGGUGAAGUGCGUGGUGAACCCGGGCGACUGCGGCUCGGCGGAGCGCUGCGUGCUCGCGCAGCUGCACGACUUGUACAAGGCCGCCGCACAUCUCUUCCACGCCCCGCACGCCGAUACAUUCGCCAAUGCUUAUCCCAAAAUCAAGCAAGCACUUUACUCUCCGUUGACCCCGACGCCAUCUAACUACCCAUACAAUCCCCAGUUUUUGAGCGAAUUCUUCACUAACCCGAGAAAAGCUAUCAAUUUCAUACAAUCAGGAAAAAUCGAGGUAUCGUGGGCACGCCAGGUGGCGGAGUCCCCGGCGAACAGAUACAGCUUCGUGUGCUCCGCCAUGCUGGCCGUGUGCCGCGAGGUGGACAACGACCGCGUCAACGAGCUGGGCGUGGUGUGCGCCGAGAUGACGGCGCUGUGCAGCAGCCUGGCGGCCGAGUGGCUGGGCGCGCUGGUGGCGCUGUGCGGCGCGCAGCACUACCCGCCGCACGCGCAGCACGCCGCGCCCGCGCUCUACCCCGACCUGCUGCACCCGCGCGACCUGCACGACGCCGCCGCGCACGACGCGCUCGCCGUCUUCACCUGCAUCCUCGUCGCGCGUCAUUGCUUUUCGCUGGAGGACUUCGUGCGCCACGCGGCGCUGCCGUCGCUGGUGAAGGCGUGCGGCGGGGGCGGCCCGCUGCCCCCCAACGCGCCCUCUCCCGACGCCGGCGCCAGGCUCACUUGCCAUCUGCUUCUCCGACUCUUCAAGACCGUGGAUACGCCGCAGCCGGGGCUGUACAGCGUGUCGACGUCACCGGGGCCGGUCGGCGCGGGCGCAGGCGUGCGACUGUCGUGCGACCGACACCUGCUGGCCGCCGCGCACAAGAACAUCGGCGUGGGGCCCGUGCUCGCCACGCUCAAAGCCAUCCUCAUGGUAGGAGAUUCUACGGCUCGGGACGGCGGUAAGCCCAGCGGAAAGAAGUCUAGCGAACUCUCUCACAUACUGGGGACCAGUGACACCGUGCCUACAGACGCGCAACUAGAUCUCUUGUCGAUGGUAGAUACAGAGAUGAGUGGGGGCCAUAGAACUCCUAGAGGGAGCGGCGGUGUAGGAUCUACUCUCCUAGACUCCUCGCAGUCUUUGUCGUCGUUAGCGAGGCGUGUCCUUGCCGAAAUCUGCUCCGAAGAAUGGGUCUUACAGAAAUGUUUACAAAAUCCCGACGAACUUUAUCAACCAGACAUGCUUCUGGACUCGAUGCUUACACCGAGGCAGGCACAAAGAUUACUUCAUAUGAUAUGCUAUCCUGAUUCAGCGAGUCACACGCACCCUGACCUCGACCAAAAGACGAUGAUAACUCGUUUGCUUGAGAACCUGGAGCAGUGGUCGCUUCGCAUGUCGUGGCUGGACCUGCAGCUGAUGUUCAAGCAGUUCCCGAACGGCUCGUCGGAGCUGAGCGCGUGGCUGGACGUGGUGUCGCGCGCCGUCAUCAACGUGUUCCAGCAGCCCGCGCCGCCGCCCCCCGACAAGGACAGGAUGGGCACGGAGCGGGGCGUGGUGAGCACCAGCAAGUGGUCGGAGUCGGUGUGGCUCGUGGCGCCGCUGGUGGCCAAGCUCCCGCCCGCCGUGCAGGGACGAGUACUCAAACAAGCGGGUCAGAUAUUAGAGAGCGGGUGGGGUGCGGGUUGCAGCGGAGGCUGCUCCAGCGGCGGUGGCGGUGGAGGUGGCUCUCACCGCGACUGCAAGAGCCACCAGAGCCCUAGCUAUAAAGGUUCAUCGGGUGCUGGAGGUGGAGGGAAACGAGGUGUCGGCGGUGGAGGGAGCUGCUCAUGUGGCGCCUCCGCAGUGCGACUCGCCAAUGAACCGCUGUUGUCGCUAGUGUUAACAUGUUUGCGGAACCAAGAUGACCAAAAGGUAUCAACCCUGCUGAGCUCGAUCCACGCGCAGCUGUCGCACUACCUGACGCACGCGCGCGACCACGAGCGCGCGGCGUGCGGCGACGCGUGGCACGACGAGGCGGCGCCCGACGCGCUGCGCCUGCGCUUCUCGCUGGCCGGCGGCAUGUUCGACGCCAUCCGCCGCUCCUACCAGCUCACCGCCGACUGGGCGCUGCUGCUCACGCAGCUCGUCGCGCACCAGCUCAUCGACGCCUACAACAACAGUCUGUGUCACAGCAACUUGUUCACAACCUUGAUCGACAUGCUCGCAACUCUGAUACAUUCGACGCUAGCCGAGGGCAGCGACGACAACAACCGGAAACACUAUCAGAAUCUCAUGAAGAAAUUGAAGAAGGAGAUCGGCGACCGCCACGGACCGAGCGUCCAGGCGGUCAGGCAGCUCCUGCCUUUGUCAAAGAACACAAUAAUAGAGGUCAUCGCUUGCGAACCUCUCGGCUGCCUCGUCGAUCAGAAAGGGAACAAGAUAACAGGGUUUGACAGCGACAAGAAGCAGGGUCUUCGACUAACGGACAAACAACGUGUUUCGAGCUGGGAGCUGGUUGAAGGAGGCCGAAACCCUGCUCCGCUCUCUUGGGCGUGGUUUGCGGCCACUAAAAUCGAAAGGAAACCAUUAACAUAUGAAAAUGCUCACAGGUUACUGAAAUAUCACACACACAGUCUCGUGAAACCGUUAAGUUACUACUUGGAACCUUUGCCCUUACCACCGGAAGACCUAGACACGAACGACAACAAACAGGACAAUGGAAGCUUGGAUUCGAGUCCCACUGGUUCCGGGAAAGGCCGGAAGAUGUCGUGCAAGAUGAAUAACAAAAUCAGUAAAAAGCCUAAACCAACAACUCCGACAAACGGUGCGACCACGCCGGGUGGAUCGGCGGCCAGUGGUGCAGCAGCCGCACAGCAGCCGCAAUUCAUGCAGCAACAGCAAUGGUUCCCGCCACCCGGACAGGGCUAUUAUAAUCCACCAGCAGGCGUAAGUCCACGUGGAGUGGCGCCCCCCUCCAACACUCAAUCGAAGCAAGCACUCAGCAACAUGCUACGGCAGCGAUUGCCGUUCACGCAGAUGUCGCAGAUGCAGAGUGGUGGUUACCCUGGAGCGCCACAUCCACGCGGUCCAUACCCACGACAAGGUAUACGGCAAAUGCAACCAAACCAGAUGGGACAGAUGCAGUCCAAUCAAAUGAAUCCCAUGAGCGCGAUGGGAGGUAUGGGACCAAUGGGCCAAAUGGGUGGUGUUCAAAUGGGACCUGGACAAAUGAGCGCUCAAAUGGGCGCUGGUCAAAUGAGUGCCAAUCAAAUGAGUAGUGCACAAAUGGGUGGUGCACAAAUGGGUGGUGGACAAAUGGGUAGUGGACAGAUGGGUGGCAUGAGUGGCCAGAUGUUCGGCGGACAGUACGGCGGUAUGCAACAGAACUACGGAUACGGACAGCAGAUGAUGCAAGGUGGCCAGCAACAGAUGAUGAGUCAGGGAAUGGGUCAAAGUAGCCAAAUGGGGCAAAUGGGUCAGCCGGUUAAUCCAAUGGGGCAGGGCGUUAAUUCUAUAGGUCAGAAUGUUGGCCAAAUGAGUCAAGGUGUAGGACAAUCUGGCCAGAUGCCGCAAGGAAUGGGACAGAUGGGUCAAGGUAUGGGCCAGAUGGGGCAGGCCAUGGGUCAAAUGAGCCAGAUGGGACAGGGAGGUGGUAUCGGAGGUAUGAGUAAUCAGAGUGCACCAAUGGGACCACAAGGAGGUAAUGCUAUGGGUGGAUUCCCUGGACAACAAACAUUCCAACAGAAUAUGAUGAGUGGGCGUGCAAGUCAAGAGGCAUAUUUAGCGCAACAAAGGCAAAAUGCAAGACCACAAUAUAUGCAGCAGGCACCAAAUGUGACAAUGGGUGGUAUGGGUGGUCCCGCGCCACCGUACCCGCGAGCGCUUCAACCAGCGCAAGCUGGCCAGUACCCGCAGAUGGCGCAGCAGCAGCGUAUGCGGCAGCAGAUGCUUGCCAUGCAGCAGCAAACCCCACUCGUGCAACAUCUCCAGCGCCAGCAGUACCAGCAACCUUAUUAACACACAUAACUAAACCGACCACAACAGACAAAGAAUAUCACAACAAACUUAAAAUCCUGUUCGACUAAAAACAUAACCAAUACCUAGUAAUAACUCUGAAAAAUAAUUGAACAUUGGAAGAAUUUACAUGAUAAAAGUUUACUUGAACUGCGGCUUCGUCAUUCCGAGUCAAUGUUCGUUUUUAUUAUAAUGUUUUUAAUAAUAAAACAAACAACACAAAUCUACAGUUUAUUAGCAACAACUUGUGUAAUUAGAUAAAGCUUUUACCACAGUUAAAUGUUAUUCUAGUUACCUGUAAAGGUAAGAAAGUUAUAACAAGUACAGUAUGCAGAUCGUUGUAAUAUAAUAAAAAUAAAAUAACUUUCAUAUCACUUAAACAGGUCAGUUAAUUCAAUUAAUUGGACUUGUUAUAAUAAUGACAUGUUCAUUUUGAAAUUUAUUUUUCUUUAUACUGUCUAUACUAUACUUCUACUAUCGUUUAAGUUAAUAUUGACUUUUUCUGUUGAUUCAACAAAUCAAAAAAUACUGUAUUAAGUUUUGUUUAGAUAUUUUUUCGGUUUUAAAUGUCCAAAUUUGAGUUCGCCUUUUGUACAGGUUUUAAUGAAUGAAAUAUUGUAUUUAAAUUAUAUAUAAACAUAUAAUAAGAAUGAGGGCCUGUGUUGGGUAAAAAUGACAUUUCGUCAAAGAUUUAUUUUAUUUUUGUAAUAAUUAAAUAAGUAGAUAUGUUAUUCUAAGUGAAAUAGUGAUAUAUUUAGUAAUAUUAACAAUUUUAUAAUUAUUUUUAUUUAUAUACAGUAGAUGAAUUUUGUAACUCAAUGUAAAUAUUGUGUAAGAAAUAAAAAAUAAUGUAGAUUAA
Molecule: messenger RNA, 8291 nt
Organism: Nymphalis io (European peacock)
Lineage: Eukaryota; Metazoa; Arthropoda; Insecta; Lepidoptera; Nymphalidae
Gene: kto
Product: mediator of RNA polymerase II transcription subunit 12-like
Exons: 48
Coding region: 140-7435 (2431 amino acids)
Biological process (GO): regulation of transcription by RNA polymerase II
Cellular component (GO): mediator complex
Molecular function (GO): transcription coactivator activity
Source: RefSeq, a predicted model, not a curated record